Molecule: messenger RNA, 2370 nt
Organism: Lytechinus variegatus (green sea urchin)
Lineage: Eukaryota; Metazoa; Echinodermata; Echinoidea; Temnopleuroida; Toxopneustidae
Product: post-GPI attachment to proteins factor 4-like
Exons: 2
Coding region: 868-2217 (449 amino acids)
Biological process (GO): GPI anchor biosynthetic process
Cellular component (GO): Golgi membrane
Molecular function (GO): glycosyltransferase activity
Source: RefSeq, a predicted model, not a curated record
UUCGAGUGACAAAUUUUUCAUUACGGUUAGGCCUAGAUGAUAUUGGCGAUCAUUUUUCGUUGGAUCUGGUAUUCUGCAGUAAUUAUGAAGGUGUGAAUAGUUUCCAGACGCACACAGGAACACAGCUUACCUCAACACUUCUAUAACAGUACAUCUUCAAGACAUGCUACAUUGACUGAAAUUGGUUUGUCAAUUGGAGGAUUGCAUUCAAGAGUUGACAGGACCAACAGAUGUGUUGAAGUUCAGCUUUGUCAAUUCUGUUUGGACAAGUUUCCAGUGGUACAUAAAAGAAGAAUGCAGAUGUUUCCAUGAUGAAGUUGAGUGCUUGGUGAUAUCUACAGGAAAUAGUAUAUGUGGGACUACAAUACCUCAAAGACUGGUGAUUGAGGUAUUUCGGAUACUGAUGGCCAGAAUCUGAGCCCACAUUUAAAUUGAGCAACAUAUGACAUCAUCAGUGGUGAAGGGCGGGAAUGACGAACGGCAAAUGUGUUGCGAGAGCUAUACUAGUUGUGCUAGAUGUAUUGCUAUAUUGUACGAACACAAAUAUAAUAAAAAUUCUGACACCCUGUGGAGUAAGCUGACAUUCUAACCAAUCAUAGUGGUUUUAAAAGGGAACAGAGCUUUCAAAUUUCAUGAUGUAUUAAAGAAAAAAAGGGAUCUUCAAACCGAGAGGUUUCAUUUGGGACAACCAACCAACCAUCUGUGGGGGCUCUCUAAGAUGAGAAUGAUUCUGUAAAUUUCUUUAGAGUUGCAGUGUUGAAGUAGAGCUCAGAUAUACAAUGUUAUUGUGUGCUGAACAGUCUUACAGUCACUUUCAUACCGGUUAUUGAUUUGAUUGUUAUUUGUUUUAAUGUUGAACACUACAUUAUGGAGAGGUCAUCUACAUGUAUUUGUAAGUUCGUGUGCAAGCCAUUCGUUUACUGUGGAGCAAAGUUUAUUUCCCUUUCUCGUAAUAGAAAGUUGAAAAGAUUCCUUCUAGCCACUUUUACCAUCUACUUUUUGACGUUCUGCAUUGCUCUGCCCAUCCUGUGCCAUGACUUGCCAUUAACAAAAUACUAUCGCCUCUGGAAGGGUACAUCCAGACAAGCGUUGAUAAACGAAGCCAAAGAGAUCAAUAGCUUCAAUGCCGAUAAUGCCCAGACACACCUGGACCGGAUGCCGAAGGAAGCCACUAAACAGCUGUAUGAAGAAUCAAUGAGGAAGCAGGACCUCAGGUAUGCCAUCGUUGUUCAAACAAUCCCAAGGAACGGGAGGCCGUCUCCUCGCUAUCUAUCUCAAUUAAUGCUUGCGCUACAUGAUAUCCUUCGGGAAUCCGGAGGCAUCACAGAGACGGCACUGUUCAUAUGUAACACCCAACGAUCUGCCGGAGAGCACAAGGAAGCAGUGGAUCUGUCUGAAUACUUCCCGAUGGUGCAGACAUCGCUCGGGCCAAGAGUGGAUCGCUAUGAACGCGAGAAGGAGGACUACCUAUUCUGUCUCCAGGAGGCGCAGAAGCUAUCUCCAAAAUAUGUGAUUGUUCUUCAAGAUGAUGCGCUUCCUCGUGCAGACUUUUACACAGUCUUGGAUUAUGUUCUGAAAUAUAGAGUUGAGACUCAGAUUCAUCAAAGUGAGCUUCAUCUGGAUCAAGACGAAUGGCUGUGGCUUAAACUCAACUUUCCCGACUCUCUUGCCAAAUAUGAACGCAAUUACUACUUUGCCUUGGAAUGGGUUUCUGUAAGCCUUAUUGGGGCAUCAAUUUUUGUAUUCAUGAUGCGAUUUAUACUAACCUUGUGUUGGGGAAUAAAUGCUGAUGAAAAAGCAAUAGGGGUCCUGCCAUGCUUCCUUGUGGGAUUCGUAUACUUCAUGUUAUUUACAUGGCUCCUCGGGAGACCGUAUGUCACUCUUCCACUAACGCUUUCCAAAUCCUUCUACAGCCUUGGCCCUGGGACUUCCUGUUGUCUGCCGGCCGUCCUGUACCCACAAUCACAAAUACCUGGGAUCAUCGGGUUCCUGGAAACGGUAGAGCUGGACCGAACCAGGCCCUUGGACUUUGCCUUGGACGACUAUCGGGCCCAGAGCAAACUCCGCCAGUUCUUGAUCAGUCCAAACUUAUUUUUCCAUAUAGGAGUGGUUUCAGCUUUGCAUAGCAGCACCUCCAACUCCAGGGUUGCUGAGAGCUUUCUGUUCAUUGUAAAAACCAUGAAGACUCCUUUUUCCAAUUGGAUUCCUCAGGAUUAAACGCAAGUCAAAAAAUCAUUUGCAAGUCCAAAAUGCGCGCUGCUGAUUGGUUGAAAAUCAAGUUACGCAGGAUUUUAGAGUUGCGUUUGAUUGCAACUCUUUCUGCAACAGGCCCCUGUACAUGUACCACUGCACAGCUCAAAUUUGCAACAA